CACGACGUACACCGCAGCGGCCACACGCGUCUCCGUCGCCGUUAAACGUAAGUCGUCGCCGCGCGGACACAUUUUAUUAUAAUAUUAAUAAUUAAUAAACGUCAUAUUAUACUAUUACGCGUGACGGUGUCGACGAUCCGUGUUUGUUUGUUUUCGUUUUUCCGUCCGUUUUCCGAUUGCGUCUCCGAAGAGACUAAACGAGAUAUUCACCCGCGUCGGAGGAGCAGCGACUACACGAAUGCUCCAAGUCGUGCACGUCAGAUCACUAUUAAAACCGGGUUCGCUUUUUUAAAUUGCCCUUAAACGAAGUUUAUUUAAUAUAAUAAUAUUAGGUCCUAUAAUUCAGUCCGUCGUCGCUGCUUCAAUUGUAGACAAUCAACAGAAAUUAACAGUCCCUCCACUACCACCGCCACCACUGCUCACCGACCCCCGCCGCCGACUCUUGACAUCGCGACGCGCACGUGUGCGUGUGGACGCAAACCUGUGAUAACUACAAUUAUAAACAACGUAUACGUCGAGCUCAAUUAAUAUAACCAUUGAAGGGAUUUUACUUGACAUCAUGGACGAGGGUGCGUUUGACGAGUCGAUGAUGUUUAACGAAUACCAUCACCAGACCAAGCCCGGGUCGCCGCCCGCACACCACCAGCACCAGCCGCUGUUGGCGUUCCAGCAGCCUGGUGAUAUGAUGGGAUACGCGCUGCCCGUGCCUGACCACAUGGACUUGCAACACCAUCACCAUCACCACCACCACCAACUCCAGGAUAUGGACAUGCACCGGCACCACCACAGCGUUCAGGACCAAAUUCAGCAGCAGCAACAGCAACAGGACAGACAAGUACAGAUUGGCGAUCCACAAGACUUGUUUCAGAUGCCGGUUACGUCCUCCGUUCAGGUACAGCCAACUGACAUCGUCGUCAACACUAACGGACAGAAGCACGCCAUCAAGUUGGAAAUAGAUUCGAACCCAUUACCAGCCACCGGCCAACAGUCUUCAGGACUACCGGCUGAACAACCAGUGCCAAAAAAAUCGAGUUCUAAAUCAAAAAAUACCGACAACAACGGUACAAAGAAGAAGAAAACAAGGACAACGUUCACAUCUCAUCAAUUGGAAGAGUUAGAACGAGCGUUUGAAAGAGCUCCGUAUCCAGACGUGUUCGCAAGAGAAGAAUUAGCUUUGAACCUUAAGCUUAGCGAGUCUCGAGUUCAAGUAUGGUUCCAAAACCGGAGGGCCAAAUGGCGAAAGAGAGAGCCACCCAGGAAAACUGUUUACUUGACCAAUUCCGUUUUCCCAUCCGGCUCUCCAGGAUCUUCGGUGAGCUCGACCUCGUUCACCACAUUGACAACGUUCGGUGGUAACGUUUCGCCAUCGUUGGGCACGUGUUCACCGGUCACACUCAGCGGCUCCGAGCCUUGGGGCUACGGUGCUGCCGGUUAUGGGGAUCUUGCGCACCUGAACCUGCUCAAUAGCAACGGCUCUUCGCCGUUCACGCAGAACGCAUUUCACGGCAGCAGUAGCAACAAUAACAAUAACAACUUUGGUGGCACGCCUUACGCCGUCCAGUCGCAAGACAGCCCGGGACUGUUCUCAGCCAGCAUGCAAUGCCUGGCCCGGCAAGAUAUGAUGGGCCCGCUAGACCAGUCGCCGCCCGACCGCGACUAUCACGGGCAUCAGCUCAACAAGCACGUGGUCGACUCGUACGUGAUGAGCCAGGACAUGGCAGGACUCCUGCAGCCGGACGCCGAGUGUGACAUCGUUGGGACCAUAGGAUACGAAGUCCAGGAUCACCAGCAGCAUCAGCAUCAACAGCAACAGCAGCAGCAACAACAGCAACAGCAGCAGCAGAUAGAAGAAGACGGAGAAGAGGAGACCGCGAUAAAAGUCGAGCCACCGUUCACGCCACUUCCGCCUUUCAUCAACUGACACAGGAGGUUUCAGUUUGACACGUACGAGUAUCAAACUGAAUUCGAAUGAACCCGACACGUUUCAUUUUAAAUUGUGUAAAAUUGUGUGUGUAAAUCUAAGUUCUACGCACUGUGUAUUCAAGUAAAGUGCCGUCUUUCGAUAUACAGACACGAGACCAUUUUCCAACAACGUUCAUGGUCGUAGUAUUUAAAUUAUGAAUAAUUAUUAAUAGAUGAUCUUCGUGGUUUCGUACAAAUCACUAUCGUCGAGAAUUACGUAUGUGACGCGAGCACGUUCGCAGAGACGAGAUUUUAAAAAAGUCGAGAUUAUAGGAAUCGAUUUUUUUUAAAUCUAAAAUAACUAUUUUUUAUGUAAAUAUA
Messenger RNA from Melanaphis sacchari, 2283 nucleotides. RefSeq names its product probable serine/threonine-protein kinase yakA. Bases 560 to 1921 code for a protein of 453 amino acids. Gene Ontology annotation, molecular function: DNA-binding transcription factor activity, RNA polymerase II-specific; RNA polymerase II transcription regulatory region sequence-specific DNA binding. The record is from RefSeq and is a predicted model, not a curated record. Lineage: Eukaryota; Metazoa; Arthropoda; Insecta; Hemiptera; Aphididae. Gene Ontology annotation, biological process: regulation of transcription by RNA polymerase II. The transcript is spliced from 4 exons.